AUGGUGACGUUGCCGGGCUGCACGCUGCACAUCGCCGUUGAUGCGGAUCUGUCCUCCAACUUUGACCAUCUCUACCCACCACACGCGGGCUCCAACUGCGUUGGUGUGUCCUCCGUGGCCCCGUCGGCGGGGCAUGCGACCUUGUUUUCGAACCUUCUGCCCCGCACCUGCGUGCGGGGUGUGCGCCAGGUGAACGCCGUCUCGCAGACGGUGGUGCUGCGUGUAGCGUCCGGUGCCUCCAGCGCCGACAGCAGUGGUGCAAUCAUGCCUGGGUCAGCUUCAGCGCUGACAAGAAACACAUACGCGGUGGUGGUGCUGGAUGCACAGCAGGUGCCGCCGAUGCUGUCGGCCGCGACGGCGCGCCGGUGCCUACCGCACUUGAGUGGUGCAGGCCCGCUGGGCUGGUACCUCGACGCCGUUGUGGCAGGGCUGCAACAAGCGAAGGAGGCGGAGGAGAACGAGGCAUGUAGCAGUGGCGCCGAAUCCGCGUUGACUGGCAAGGACAUGAACAGCUCACGCACGGACCAGCCUGGCACCACCACGCGAACGCUCCCAGCGCGACGCCGCGGCGCUGACGGCAGUGUCGUCCACAUGUCGCUCAUUGUCGUGCCGAACGCCACAGUCGCACUGAGUGGGCUGAACAGCACGAACGUGAACGUGACAAGCGCCGAGGCCGCCGCCCUCUUCAGCGCUGCCGUCGCGUGGAGCGCUGCACGACGUGUGAUGACGGAGGUCAGCGAUGUGGAGGCGCCGCUCGCUGAUCGCAGCGCUUGCGGCGCGGCGGCAAGAAGGUCGCACGUUGUGCCCGUGGAAUUAGACCUGUGCGCCACCGCUGCCCACGUCCAGCAGGCGACGCAGAUGAUUGCCGCACUGGGUAACAAGCUGCUCAAGUCGUGGCCCGCUUCCGAGGCGGCUGUCGGCUCUACCUCCCUAUUCGCCAGUGAUUCAGGUGAGGCAAGCAUUGUUGAUGCCGCUGACGUGCGGCCAGACACACAGCGCAAGGUCAUCCCAAGCGACUUUCACGCUCUGUACACCAGCAUGCUCACGGAGGUGUCCUCCUUCUCGGAGCGCAAGACGAUGGCGGCGGUAACAGCCUUCCCCACCAUGUGCCACCUCUUGGAAUACGUAGACAGUAUCGCGGAAUCCGCACCAGGCGCUCAAGAUGGCAGCGACGGCGAUGUGGUCGUUCACGUUCCGGGUGCAGUGUACAGCACCAACUAUGGCGAGCAUCGCUCAUGGAACGUGCUGAAUAGUGCUGUCAUCGAGGCGCUCGUGACGGAGUACGAGCGCUAG
Messenger RNA from Leishmania mexicana MHOM/GT/2001/U1103, 1293 nucleotides. RefSeq lists its product as hypothetical. The coding region runs from base 1 to 1293 and encodes 430 amino acids. The record is from RefSeq and is a predicted model, not a curated record. The transcript has a single exon. NCBI's taxonomy places the organism in Eukaryota, Euglenozoa, Kinetoplastea, Trypanosomatida, Trypanosomatidae.